CUAGCGGAAGCACAUAGAUAUGCUAGCAAGUGCUAGCUCCAUGUGAAAUUAGCUCGAAGUCGGUGUUGUUCGUGUCUCCGGUGAAUAUUCCACCUAAAUGCUUUCAGGCAAAACACAAGCUAAUAACGAAGCAGCGAUGUCGUCGGUGCAGCACCUGAGAGAGUUCAUCAGUCACAGACUCACUGCAGCGGCCGAGGAAAUAUUCGAAGUCUUUGAAAAAACCAUCUUCGAGUACGAGGAGUCGCUCGCUCGCCAGAACGAACUGCUGGACCUCGUCUGGAAACCGGAAGUGAAGCUGCACAGAAUAGAGCUGCCGCAGUUCAUCGACAAGCGACUGACUGCGGCUGCCGAAGAAAUAUUCGGAGUCUUCGAAAGAAACAUCAUCGAGUACGAAGAUGAGGUCGCUCGACAGAACGAACUGCUGGACAUCGUCUGGAAACCUGAAAUAAAGCUGCACAGAAUAGAGCUCCCACAGCAUCUUGUCUGUGAGGAGGAGGAGGUUCUCACCGACCAGGAGAGGAACUCCAGUCUGGACCAAGAGGAGCCAGAGCCGCUACAGAUUAAAGAGGAACAGGAGGAAACCUGCACCAGUCAGGAGGGAGAGCAGCUUGUACUGAAGCAGGAGACUGACGACUUCAUGUUGACUCCUGACUGUGAGGACGGAGACCACAGAGAACCAGAACCAGACGUUGACCACCAGCUGCUCUCUCACAACUCUCCUGCAGCUGAGAGCCAAGAUCAGGAAAGAUGCGAACAUGUUGCCUCAGGAUCAAAACGUCUUUAUGAAAACUGGGGUCACAGUAACAUUGUGAACCACUCCCCUCCAUCUAAUGUUGGCUCUAAUACUCCCACGGAGGAAAGGUCUGUCAAAUGUGACAUUUGUGGAAAAGCGUUGAAGUACAAAUAUGGAUUGAAAAGGCAUAUGAGAACUCAUACAGGCGAGAAGCCAUAUUUGUGUAAAACUUGUGGGAAAGGCUUUGUACAAAGUAGCGCCUUGGAAUGCCACAUAAGAACUCACACCGGCGAGAAGCCGUACCUCUGCACCACCUGCGGGAAAGGAUUCUCUGAGUUGGCAGUCAUGAAAAAGCAUUUAAGAACUCACACAGGGGAGAGGCCCUUUACUUGCAAUAUAUGUGGGAAAGGUUUUGCACGAGGGAGCGUCUUGAAAAAACACAUAAGAACUCACACGGGUGAGAAGCCGUAUCCUUGCAACAUAUGUGGGAGAAGUUUUGUACAAAAAAGCACCUUGAUAGAUCACAAACGAAUUCACACGGGUGAGAAGCCGUAUCCUUGCAAUAUAUGCGGGAGAAGUUUUGUACAAAAGAGCAACUUGACAAUCCACAAAAGAAUUCACACAAGUGAGAAGCUCUACUCCAGCAACACUGUGGGAAAAGAUUCUGUCAGUCAUCAGACUAAUAUAUUUCUGGGAAGCAGCGACAUGUCUUCGCUCCAGCACCUGCGGGGGUUCAUCAGUGAGCGACUGACCGCGGCUGCCGAGGAGAUAUUCGGGGUCUUCGAGAAGACCAUCGUCGAGUUCGAGGAGGAGGUCGCUCGUCAGCGCAAACUGCUGGACCUCGUCUGCAAACCCCAAAUAAGGCUGCACCAGAUCGAGCUCCCACAGCAGCCUGUCUGUGAGCAGGAGGAGGAAGAGGAGGAAGAGGAGGAGGAGGUUCUCGCUGCCCGGCAGCUCUGUAACCAGAAGACGACAUCCAGUCUGGACCAAGACGAGCCAGAGCCGCUACAGAUUAAAGUGGAACAGGAAGAAAUUUGCACCAAUCAGGAGGAAGAGCAGCUUGUACUGAAGCAGGAGACUGACGCCUUCAUGUUGACUCCUGACUUUGAGGAAGGAGACCACAGAGAACCAGAACCAGACGUUGACCACCAGCUGCUCUCUCACAACUCUCCUGUAGCCGAGGGCCAAGAUCAAGAAGGAAGCGAACACGGGGCCUCGGGAUCAGCUAGAAAUGAAUCAAACUUUGACUCUAAUACCCACUCGAGUGAGAAGUCCUUCAAAUGUGACACCUGCGGGAAAGAAUUUGAUCGCAAGUGUCGAUUGCAUCUGCAUAUGAAAGUGCACACGGGCGAGAAGCCGUAUGCGUGCAAGACGUGUGGGAAGAGGCUGAAAACCUGCGAAGGCCUGUUGAUCCACAUGAGAACUCACACGGGCGAGGAGCCGUUCUCGUGCCAGGUGUGCGGCAAGAGGCUCCGGUCGAGAAAAGGCCUGUUGAUCCACCUGAGGACGCACACGGGCGAGACCCCGUACCUCUGCAGCACCUGCGGGAACAGAUUUACCGACAAGUCCACCUUGAACAGGCACAUGAAAGGUCACACGGGCGAGAAGCCGUUCCCUUGCGAAACGUGCGCGAGGUGUUUCGUGUCCAGGGCCCUCUUGAAGAUCCACAUCAGAAGCCACACGGGCGAGAGGCCGUACUCGUGCGGCUCCUGCGAGAAGAGAUUCUCCCAGUCGUCAGACCUGAGAAGGCACGUAAAAACCCACGCACGUAAAAGCCCCAAAAAAAACACGACCGGGCUGUCAGACUUGCAAAUCAGCCAGCUAAUGGCAGCUACAACGAGCUGUUCCACUUCGACGGUGCUAUCGUAACACUAAAGCAACAGAAAAACACGGGGGAGAUUCAGAUCGUGCUGCUGUUGAUUGUUAACACUUGUGGUGCGUUCACACUGGACGCGAUGCAAAGUUUCACAGUUGCUCACGCGAGUUUGGUCGCAAGCAAACGUUUGUGCAUAUUCGCCCGUUCUUCUUCCUUACACUUUCUCCGACAAACCUCAUCUGAACAAACACAAAGCUACACAAAGCGGUUGUUCUCACCGGGGCUAACUAGCCCGUGUCCAACUUCCGCGCUCACCUUCUGCCGAGCUCUCUCCUUCUGCAACCGCUCGGGCUGCCCACACACGGCGACAGUAGUGAUCCUCCAUUUCCUGAUGCGAUGACAGGACGCCUGACGACAGUGACCAGAGGGAGGAUCUCAACGCUAAUUGGCUAUCGCGUCAACACCUCCUGCGAUCGAUAAUUUGCGUCGCGUCCAGUGUGAACACACCAUUAAAGAAAGGAAACUGAUAAAGGCUGUUUGAUGCUUCACGGACUCUGUAAUAACAUCAGGGAUAUUUUCACCUUUCAUACUUUUACUCAACUAGAAAAUGAAAUGCUUGUGUUAUUUUAUUUUUUUUGGUGCUGUGUUAUUCCUACUGCGAUUUAUCUGUAUAAAUUCUUCCACACGUUCAUUCACACCUACGAGCAAUAAAGAGUCUACAGGUAAA
This is a messenger RNA of Scophthalmus maximus (turbot), 3276 nucleotides long. Its product is annotated as zinc finger and SCAN domain-containing protein 2-like. The transcript has 5 exons. Bases 98 to 2602 code for a protein of 834 amino acids. Lineage: Eukaryota; Metazoa; Chordata; Actinopteri; Pleuronectiformes; Scophthalmidae. Gene Ontology annotation, molecular function: DNA-binding transcription factor activity, RNA polymerase II-specific; RNA polymerase II cis-regulatory region sequence-specific DNA binding. Gene Ontology annotation, biological process: regulation of transcription by RNA polymerase II. The record is from RefSeq and is a predicted model, not a curated record.